UCCUGAGCCGGGAAUAUCCCGUGACGCCGGAGGACAGCCCGGUGCCCAGACCUGUUUUGAGAUGUUUUGAGACGGGCAGGGCUCGCAGGUGGCAACGCACAACAGCGUGCCCUCCGCAGGCCUGCGCCGUCAUUGGAGGCGAGCUGGCGCGUCCCUCCCUCCUCUGCCUCGGCCGUCCCUCCCCUGCUGCGGCCGGGGCUCCCUGCUCAUUGCUCGGACGCGGGGCGAUACUGUCAGCUGUGCCGCCACAGCACGACUGAGGGGAAGGUAGGAGAAGCGGAGAGCAGCGGGCGAGGCUGCUCGGGAUUCGUGCGGACUGGCUCCGGUCUGUCCCGCCUGGGCCUCCAGCUGCCCCGGGUUCGGGCGCUCCACCGUUCUGCUGUUGUUGUUGUUGUUUUCCAGAGGCCUCGCCUGCGCAAAGCAUUCUGCUGCGGCGCCGGCGCGGAGCAAUGCCUUCUGGGAGGGAGCAGGAUGGGAACUUCUCCGUGUGGUGCCCCAACGGCUCGCAGUGGGUGUGGGAGGGGCUGCAGGAGUGUGCCCAGGACGCGCGGGACAUGGCCAGCGUAGCGCUGGGGCUGCUGUCCAUACUCUGCUUCAUGACCUCAUCCAUUCCGCAGUACGUCAGUUCCUGCCGCAGGGGUAACAUGGACCAGGCCCUGUCUGUGUGGUUCCUGGUCUUCUGGCUGGCCGGAGACACCUGUAACCUCACUGGAUCCUUCCUUGCGGACCAGCUCCCCCUGCAGACGUACACAGCUGUGUACUAUGUGCUGGCUGACCUUCUCAUGAUUGGGAUGUUCAACUACUACAAGUUCAAGAACAGGAGACAUUCCAAUGGAGUGGUGCUGAAUGCUGUGGGCGUGGCCUCUCUGGCUGGAGUCUCCGCCUCCCUGACGCUGUUCCUAGGGGCGGGGCCCAGUGUUGACGCCCCUCUGGGGGUCGGAGGUCGGGUCUUGUUGUCAGUCCCAUCUGGCGAUAGUGGAAUAGAGCCCUUCCAGACAAAGGAGAUCAUCGGCUUUGUGAUCGGCUCAAUGUCCUCAGUGCUGUACCUCUGCUCCCGUCUGCCACAGAUCUACACCAACUUCAAAAGGAAGUCGACAGAGGGCGUGUCGUACUUCCUGUUUGCGCUGGUGAUCUUGGGGAACACGACGUACGGGCUGAGCGUGCUCCUCAAGAACCCCGACCACGGACACCGCGAGCUCAGCUACAUCGUCCACCACCUGCCCUGGUUGAUCGGCAGCCUGGGCACCCUGAGCCUGGACAUCGUGAUCACCGUCCAGUUCCUGAUGUACCGAGGACCGCGCAGCAGGAAGGGGGAGGAGAGCGAGGCCCUGAUCUCCCCCUGAGGGCUGCCGCAGACACGCAGAGACCGGCCGAGACGAGCACCUCUCCUACCACAACCAUUCCAGAUUCAGCCGGCGUUCCAGGACACCGAACUCCGGGACCGUGGGGCGGGGGUGCCCCUUGCCGACGGGGGCAGAUGGACCGGCCACACCCGGCCGGAGGGCAAGUUCCGAUCCACGGUGCUGGACCGGGCUGCACACUCCUGGGUCAGGCCCUGAAGGAAAACCUCUAAAUGACUGGACACCCCUGUGUCACAAAGUGCUGCACAAUGUUUUUAAAAUUCCAAUGAUAUGCAACAAAUAUGGUGCUUGAAAAAUGACGUGUUUUAAAAUGGGAAUAAAUGAUUUAAGGUUCUGA
Messenger RNA from Lepisosteus oculatus (spotted gar), 1698 nucleotides. RefSeq names its product solute carrier family 66 member 1 (gene slc66a1). The record is from RefSeq and is a predicted model, not a curated record. Lineage: Eukaryota; Metazoa; Chordata; Actinopteri; Semionotiformes; Lepisosteidae. Gene Ontology annotation, cellular component: membrane.